Ipomoea triloba (trilobed morning glory) is the source of this 4392-nucleotide messenger RNA. Its product is annotated as pleiotropic drug resistance protein 2-like. The record is from RefSeq and is a predicted model, not a curated record. The coding region runs from base 1 to 4392 and encodes 1463 amino acids. Lineage: Eukaryota; Viridiplantae; Streptophyta; Magnoliopsida; Solanales; Convolvulaceae. Gene Ontology annotation, molecular function: ATP hydrolysis activity; ATP binding; ABC-type transporter activity. Gene Ontology annotation, cellular component: membrane. The transcript is spliced from 18 exons.
AUGUCUGAAACAGUGAGAGGAGGGGAUGAGCUGAUGAGGUCCAUGAGCAGGAAGGGGAGCUUCGCGUCGGCUAGCAGGAAAGGCUGGGCUUCUGCAAGUUUACGCGAGGCGUUUGGGGCGCCAGAUGUGUUUCAGAAGAGUGGGAGGGAGGUGGAUGAUGAGGAGGAGCUGAGAUGGGCUGCUCUUGAGAGGCUGCCAACUUAUGACAGGAUGAGAAAGGGGAUUUUGAAGCAAGUUUUGGAUAAUGGGAGGGUUUUUCAUGAGGAAGUGGACAUUGGGCAUAUGGGGGUGCAGGAUAAGCAGCAGCUUAUGGAUAGUAUACUCAGGGUUGUUGAUGAGGAUAAUGAGAGGUUUCUUCUGAGGCUUCGGGAUCGAAUUGAGAGGGUUGGAAUCAAGACUCCAGAAGUUGAAAUCAGGUUUGAGAAUUUGUCAGUUGAAGGAGAUGCCUAUGUUGGGAGCAGGGCUCUUCCCACUUUGCUGAAUGCUACCAUUAAUUCAUUGGAGGGAAUCCUUGGACUCUUGAGGCUUUCACCUUCUAAGAAACAAGCUGUCACAAUAUUAAAUGAUGUUUCUGGGAUUGUAAAACCAUCAAGGUUGACAUUGCUUCUGGGACCUCCAGCCUCUGGGAAGACAACAUUGCUAAAGGCACUUGCAGGGAAAUUGGAGAAAGAUCUCAGGGUGAAGGGGAAAGUCACUCAUUGUGGCCAUGAAUUGAAAGAGUUUGUGCCUCAAAGAACAGUGGCAUACAUUAGUCAGAAUGACCUCCACCAUGGUGAGAUGACAGUGAGGGAGACAAUGGACUUUUCGGCGCGCUGCUUUGGAGUUGGCAGUAGAUAUGAACUGCUAGCAGAGCUAUCAAGGAGAGAAAAAACUGCAUCAAUCAAGCCAGACCCUGAGAUAGAUGCAUUCAUGAAAGCCAUAUCGAUAGCGGGGCGAAAGACUAGUCUGAUCACUGACACUGCUCUCAAGAUUCUUGGGCUGGAUAUCUGCUCUGAGACAGUGGUGGGAGAUGACAUGAGAAGGGGCAUUUCAGGUGGACAAAAGAAGCGUGUUACAACAGGUGAAAUGUUGGUUGGGCCAGCAAAAGUGUUUCUAAUGGAUGAAAUCUCCACAGGCCUCGACAGUUCCACAACGUUUCAGAUUGUCAACUACAUGAGACAGAUGGUUCACAUCAUGAAUGUGAGCAUGGUAGUGUCUCUCCUUCAGCCUGCCCCCGAGACCUUUGAUCUAUUCGAUGACAUUAUUCUGUUAUCCGAGGGGCAGAUUGUGUACCAAGGUCCACGGGGGCAUGUUCUCGAGUUCUUCGAGAGUGUGGGGUUCAAAUGCCCCGAGAGGAAAGGGGUUGCAGAUUUUCUUCAAGAGGUGACCUCAAAGAAAGACCAGGAGCAGUACUGGUCCAAGAAGAACAUGCCAUAUCGAUACAUCUCUGUGCCCGAAUUCGUUAGGCACUUCUCCUCGUUCCACACUGGCCAGAAGCUCUAUGGUGAGCUUGGAAUUCCAUUUGACAGAAGUAGAGCCCACCCUGCAGCACUGGUGAGGGAGAAGUACGGGAUUUCCAACAAGGAGCUCUUCAAGGCCUGCCUGUCUCGAGAGUGGCUGUUGAUGAAACGUAACUCGUUUGUGUAUAUAUUCAAGAUUUUUCAGAUAACCAUCAUGGCAAUCUUCACCUUCACAGUGUUCUUCAGAACGAAAAUGCCUUAUGGUGAAGCAGAAGAUGGGAGUAAAUUCUAUGGUGCACUCUUUUUCAGCCUCAUAAACGUAAUGUUCAAUGGGAUGGCCGAGCUUGCACUCACCAUUUUCAGACUUCCCGUCUUCUUUAAGCAAAGGGAUUCCUUGUUUUACCCGGCUUGGGCGUUUGCUUUGCCUAUCUGGCUUCUCAGAAUCCCGGUUUCCCUGAUAGAGUCUGGGAUAUGGAUCCUCCUCACUUAUUACACUAUCGGUUUUGCUCCUGCUGCUGAUAGGUUCUUCCGACAGUUCUUGGCAUAUGUAGGCAUCCAUCAGAUGGCUUUGGGCCUGUUUCGUUUCAUCGCAGCCCUUGGAAGGACACAAGUUGUUGCCAACACACUUGGAACCUUUACUUUGUUGUCGGUUUUUGUCCUAGGUGGUUUCAUCAUUGCCAAAGAUGAUCUUCAGCCAUGGAUGAAAUGGGCUUACUACCUUUCUCCCAUGUCAUAUGGGCAGAAUGCAAUUGUUAUUGUUGAGUUUCUUGACAAAAGAUGGAGCAAGUCCAACAAUGAUACAAGCUUCCCUGGGAGUACAGUAGGAAAGGAACUUCUUAAAGCAAGAGGGAUGUUCACAGAGGACCAUUGGUACUGGAUCUGUGUCAUUGCGCUGUUUGGCUUUUCGUUGUUUUUCAACCUGUGCUUCGUUGCAGCACUGACAUACCUAAACCCUCUUGGAGAAACCAAAUCCAUUGCAGCAAAUGGGGAAGGCGAUCAGUGCAAGGAAAAGAAGACGAAAAUGAUCACAGAGAGAAGUUCGGCUUCUACUGCUGCAAUGAUUGCAGAAGACACCACAGAUGGUUCAAUCAAGAAAAAGGGAAUGGUGUUGCCAUUCCAGCCCUUGUCUCUUUCGUUCGAACAUGUGAAUUACUACGUCGAUAUGCCUGCUGAAAUGAAAAGCCAAGGAAUUGAGGAGACAAGGCUGCAGCUAUUAAGAGAUGUGAGCGGGGCUUUCAGGCCCGGGGUGUUGACAGCACUGAUGGGUGUGAGUGGGGCUGGAAAGACCACUCUGAUGGAUGUUCUAGCUGGGAGGAAAACCGGGGGAUAUAUCGAAGGAGACAUCAGCAUUUCGGGCUAUCCCAAAAACCAACAGACUUUUGCUCGAGUCAGCGGGUACUGUGAGCAGAAUGAUAUCCAUUCCCCACAUGUUACAGUCUAUGAAUCCCUUCUCUACUCUGCCUGGCUGCGCCUUCCCUCAGAAGUUGAUGCAGAAAAACGAAAGGUGUUUGUUGAGGAAGUGAUGGAGCUCGUUGAGCUGAAUGUGCUGAGAGACGCGCUGGUUGGGCUCCCGGGAGUGGAUGGUUUAUCGACUGAGCAGCGAAAGAGGCUCACCAUUGCUGUGGAGCUCGUUGCGAAUCCUUCCAUUAUCUUCAUGGAUGAGCCAACAUCUGGCCUGGAUGCUAGAGCUGCAGCUAUUGUUAUGAGAGCUGUGAGGAACACAGUCGAUACUGGAAGAACCGUCGUCUGCACAAUCCACCAACCGAGUAUCGACAUUUUUGAAUCGUUCGAUGAGCUGUUUUUGAUGAAAAGAGGAGGGCAGGUCAUUUAUGCCGGUCCUCUUGGGCGCAACUCCCAGCAUCUGAUAGAAUACUUUGAAUCCAUUCCCGGGGUUACAAAGAUCAAAGAUGGAUACAACCCUGCAACCUGGAUGCUAGAAGUCAGCACUGCAUCAGUUGAAGCUCAACUCCAAAAUGACUUUGCAGAAAUCUAUUCCAACUCUGAUCUAUGCAGAAGGAACCAUCAGCUUAUUAAAGAGCUGAGCUCUCCAGCCCCGGGGUCGAAGGACCUGCAUUUCCCUACAAAGUACUCUCAGCCAUUGUUGACUCAAUUCAAGGCUUGUUUCUGGAAACAGUACUGGUCAUACUGGAGGAAUCCACAGUACAAUGCUAUCCGGUUCUUUAUGACUAUAGUUAUUGGACUCAUAUUUGGGAUCAUUUUCUGGGACAAAGGAGGGAAAUUCCAUAAACAACAAGACUUGGCAAAUCUUAUGGGAGCAAUGUAUGCUGCUGUUCUGUUCCUGGGAGGAACAAACACUUCUGCUGUCCAAUCUGUGGUGGCUGUGGAGAGAACUGUGUUUUAUCGGGAAAGAGCAGCCGGGAUGUUUUCAGCCCUGCCUUACGCGUUUGCCCAGGUGACAGUAGAAACCAUGUAUGUUCUUAUUCAGACACUGGUUUACAGCCUUAUUCUGUACUCUAUGAUUGGGUUCGAGUGGCAAGCUGUUAAGUUCUUGUGGUUCUACUACUAUGUGUUCAUGUGCUUUGUUUACUUCACACUCUAUGGAAUGAUGCUCCUUGCCCUCACUCCAAGCUACCAAAUUGCUGCCAUUGUUAUGUCUUUCUUCCUCAGCUUCUGGAACCUCUUCUCUGGUUUCCUCAUUCCCAGAAGUCAAAUUCCGGUGUGGUGGAGGUGGUACUACUGGGGUUCACCAGUGGCAUGGACAAUCUAUGGGCUUAUAACAUCUCAGCUUGGAGACAGAGGUGACCUAGUUCAUGUUUUCAAGCACGACGCCAACAGUUUGAACUACGUGCCAUUGAAGGACUAUCUUAAAGAUUAUCUGGACUAUGAGUAUGACUUCCUGGGAACUGUUGCUAUUGCUCAUAUUGGAUGGGUGCUCCUCUUCUUCUUUGUCUUUGUGUAUGCCAUCAAGGUCCUCAACUUCCAAAGGAGAUGA